Molecule: messenger RNA, 1593 nt
Organism: Linum tenue
Lineage: Eukaryota; Viridiplantae; Streptophyta; Magnoliopsida; Malpighiales; Linaceae
Source: the annotation of a GenBank genome assembly
AUGAGAAUCCCAGCAACGGACCAUGAAUUGAAUACUCUUGACAAUCUUGAAUUCCAGAAUCCCCACUUCAUCAUGGAAACUCUGUCCUCCAACAUCUCCCUAGCCCUACUCAUCUUGAUCCUCGUCUACAUUUGGUCCACUUCCACCACCAUCAUGUCAGGAAACUCCGUCCAUGUUUGCGUUUCAUCGAGAAAACUCAACAAUCUCUAUUGCAUCUCUGCAGGGACAAAGCCUGGAUUCCAUUUCCCGCUCCUCCCCAAUACCUCCAUUGGUACAAUCCACAACGGUAAUAGUGUCAUCAUUGAUACUCGUAGCAUCGAUGUUGCUCCACUAGCCAUUGAAUCAACAACUAUUGGUACUCUUCUUCCAAUUGUAGGAACUGGUACUAAACGUGAUGAAGAUCAUCAUCGGGAUUUUGUUGUAGACGAGGACGUUAUUGAGCAACAUCUUCGACUGCAUCGAUCGUGGUCUUCCGAACACACCGGAUCAACUUCAUCUUGUACGGGAAGAAGGGUUUAUGUGUAUGAUUUGCCAACAAAGUUCAACAAGGACUUAUUAAUUGGUCGAUGUGGAGACAAGUGCUUUGAUAAUGGAGGAUUAGGCAAACCAAUUGAGAAGCUUGACAAAGGUUGGUAUGACACUCACCACUACUUUCUAGAGCCGAUUUUUCAUUCAAGGGUUCUAAACCAUCAAUGUAGGGUCCACAAUGAAGAUGAGGCCAUGCUCUUUUAUGUUCCUUACUAUGGUGGACUUUGGCAUUUGAAAAAUGUGUCAAGGGACACAUUGGAUUUGGAUUUGAUCAAGUGGCUUGAGUCCAAGAAAUCAUGGAGCCACAACUUUGGAAAAGAUCAUGUCUUUGUAUUGGGUUUGGGGACAACAAGGUUUCUGCACCUUGCCCAAAUGAAGAAUCCAACAAAGCUUUUGAUUGAAAGAGAGCCAUGGGAUGUGAACCAGAUUGGAAUCCCAUCUCCAACAUACUUCCACCCACACUCUGAUGAUGACAUACUCUCAUUGCAACUCCAAGCCAUGAGAUCCCCUCGUCGAAGCCUAGUCAGUUUGAUUGGUUCAACCUGGUCUAACCAAUCGUCUGACAGUAAUAAUAUCAUAUCAAUGUUGAUCAAGCAAUGUGUUGGAUUACCUACCGAGCUAUGCAAGUUCCUAGAUUGCGGCUCAGGAGAGUGCAAUAGGCCUGAAUUGGUGAUUGAGCUAUUCAUGGAGUCGGAGUUUUGCCUUCAUCCUCCAGGUGACAGGUUUACGAGGAAAUGGUUGUUCGAUUCACUGGUUUCGGGUUGCAUUCCAGUAUUAUUUAGUCCUUUCACGGCUUACUAUCAAUACCCAUGGCAUUUGCCUGAGGAAGAUGAGAAAUACUCGGUGUUUUUAGAUCAAGAAGAGGUUAUGCAACAAAGAGUUAAUGUUGUGGAAAGGGUGAUGAGGACUUCUUCAAGGCAUAGAGAGGACAUGAGAAGGUUUAUAGUUUAUGAGUUGUUGCCUGGACUAGUGUAUGGAGAUUCGAGCUCGCAGCUUGUCAAGUUUCGAGAUUCAUUUUCCAUUACUCUGGAUAAUCUCAUAAAGUGGGUAAAUCGAUUGGAAUAA